GGUUGGGGCUCCAGGGACAGAGCUUUCCGGUGGGGCUGUGGAGGCAGCAGGCUCAGCGGCCCAGUGAGGAGGAAGCUGCGUGCAGACGCCUCCGAGCAGGCCCUGCGGAAGCCACAGGCCUGGAGGAAGUGAGCAGUGUGGCCCCUCCAGCCCCCCACGGCUAGGAACUUAACUUUUAUUUGGAAGCCAGUGAUCACGAGCUACAGCUUCAUUCCCUGGUGUGAAGGAGGCAGCCAGGGCCAGCAAGGGAGAAAUGGAGUCAGAGUCCUUAUACAACCUGCUGCAGCUCCCUAAGGUGACGGGCCCGCCGACGGAGGAGGAACUCCCACAAGGAGAGAAAAAGAAAUACCUGCCCCCCACUUCCCGGCAGGAUCCCAAAUUUGAAGAACUGCAAAAGGUGCUAAUGGAGUGGAUCAAUGCCAAGCUCCUCCCUGAGCACAUUGUGGUCCGCAGCCUGGAGGAGGACAUAUUUGAUGGGCUCAUCCUGCACCACCUUUUCCAGAUUCUGACCGGGCUCAAGCUGGAAGUGGAGGAGAUGGCUCUCACUGCCCCGAGCCAAAGGCGCAAGCUCGAGGUGGUCCUGGAGGCCAUCAACCACAGUCUGCAGGUGGAGGAGCGGCAGCUCAAGUGGAGCGUGGGAAGUUUGGGCAGCCCCUCAGCUCUGACCUGUGCCCCCCCAGCCAUCUUCAACAAGGACCUGCUGGCCACCUUGCAUCUGCUCGUGGCCCUGGCCAACCACUUCCAGCCCGACCUGCCCCUUCCGACCAACGUCCAGGUGGAGGUGAUCACCAUGGAGAGCACCAAAAAUGGUCUGAAGUCAGAGAAAUCAGUGGAACAACUCACUCAGUGCAGCACAGACAAGGACCAACCUGCGCGUGAGUACUAUUGUACCCUAAGGGGAUCUGUUCCUCUUGGGUGUGUGUUGACACAGAUGUGAUGACGAGGGGUGACUUGCUGGGCAUUCUCACCCCCUUUGCGCCCUCGAGCCUUCUUCUGGUCCAUUUGUCCCUCCUCCUGUCUGUCAGUGCGUCCAUGGAUCCGGCUAUUUCCUCUCCUGGUACUGCUCAUGUGGGGGAGAGAUUUAUAAUCCCCACUGGUGGUGACGGUGGGGUUGUUACACACGUGUGGACUCUGGAGCCAGAUGGCCUGGGUUCGAACACUAGUGCUUCCUCUCGGCAGCUGUGCGAACCUGGGCAAGUGCCUUAGCCUGUCUGUGCCUCAGCUUUCUCAUCUGUAAAAUGGGAUUAAUGACGGCACCUACCUCUUGGGCUGGUGAUGAGGGUUGAAAGAAUUUGCAAAUGUGCUUAGCACAGCGUGGGUACCUCAUCGUGGCUGGUCUGGGACGUGGCCGCUGCUCUCGUGACAGACCUCUUCACCCAUUGACUGGUCCAGCCAUUCCUUCCUUCCUUCCUUCCUUCAUUUUUUAUAAUUGUUUAUUUUAGUUUUCUUUCUUCUGUUUU
This is a messenger RNA of Leptonychotes weddellii (Weddell seal), 1460 nucleotides long. Lineage: Eukaryota; Metazoa; Chordata; Mammalia; Carnivora; Phocidae. The record is from RefSeq and is a predicted model, not a curated record.